Molecule: messenger RNA, 501 nt
Organism: Fibroporia radiculosa
Lineage: Eukaryota; Fungi; Basidiomycota; Agaricomycetes; Polyporales; Fibroporiaceae
Exons: 3
Coding region: 1-501 (166 amino acids)
Cellular component (GO): cytoplasm
Source: RefSeq, a predicted model, not a curated record
AUGUCCGCCUCUGAGCGUAAGGAACGCAAUCAUUUAGCAUCACACGCGAAGCUGACAUGUGGACCCGCAUUUCCAGAUAAAGAUCCUGGACGCGUCGCCGCCGGCCUGAAGGCCGCCAUUCAUAACCCCAAUGUGUCGGAGGAGGCCAAGGAGCGCGCGACUGACAGACUUCACCAUAUGGGCGGCACCGAGGAGGUCAACACCUCGCCCUCUACUGCGACUCAUUCUACUACGACGGGCUCAGGUCAAGAGACAAGCCGCGUCCUCGGUGGCUACAAAGCAACCCUUAACAAUGAGCAUGCGUCUGCCAAAGCAAAAGAACAUGCCCGCGAAGUUCUCGAGGCUGCAGGCUACACCGUCGAGAGAGAUCCGAAUGUGUCGGAAGACGAGCACCAUACUCACGUCCUUGCUGGCUAUAAGGCUGCUCUGCACAACCCUCGUGUAUCCAACGAGGCCAAGCAGCAUGCUCGGGAAUACCUCAAGGAGCAAGGAGCUUUGUAA